AUGUUUGAAUAUACUAGACAACUCGCAAGCGCGAAGGAUAAUUACGAAAGGAUAGCAAAAGAGGCGGGUGAUAAGGUUAAUGGAAAUAUCUUAACCCUCUUUGUGAAAUCAUUGUUAGGUGGUUGGUUCGUCGCCAUUGGCGGUUAUGCCGCAUCUGUUAUAGCAUCACUGUUUUAUGAACAGGAUGCUUCAAAUGGAGCAGCCAGGGCAGCCUUCAGUUUAAUAUUCCCUGGGGCAUUGUGUGCGAUUCUGUUCACUGGAAGUGACUUAUAUACAGGAAAUACUAUGAGUUUUACAUUUGCAUUGUGUAAAAAGCAUAUAACUUUUUUAAAUUACUUUCUUAAAUUGGGUAUCUCAAUCAUGGGGAACUAUAUAGGCGCGGUUAUUGGGGCAUUGAUCCUUUCUGGAGGAACCACUUACUUCCUUAAAGAUGUAGGAAAAGGAGCUCCUUAUUUGCUAGAUAUGGCCAUUGCUAAGACAAACAAGCCUUUUUGGAAAACCAUGUUCUCAGCUAUAGGAUGUAAUUGCUUUGUUUGCCUGGCAGUGUGGUCAUUUUACGCAUGCUAUGAUUCAGCAGGUGCAGUAUUAAUAGUAUUCGCACAUAUAGGAGCUUUUGCAGCAGGAGGCCUGGAGCAUACUAUUGCUAACUUCUAUCUUCUAAACGCAGCUUUGAUUUCACAAUCAGGUGUAUCAUUUUUGGACGUUUAUUAUCGUAACCUUAUUCCAGUCUUCUUAGGUAAUACAAUAGCAGGAACAAUGUUCAUGGGACUACCAAUAGCAUUUAUGUACAGAGAAACCCCGAAACAUCCUAUUUUCAAAGACUCAAGAAGCGAUGAUGUCGAAAUCAAGGCUCUCAUUGUGUAA
Theileria annulata is the source of this 864-nucleotide messenger RNA. RefSeq names its product formate/nitrate transporter, putative. The transcript has a single exon. The record is from RefSeq and is a predicted model, not a curated record. Gene Ontology annotation, biological process: transmembrane transport; nitrite transport. Gene Ontology annotation, cellular component: membrane. Gene Ontology annotation, molecular function: high-affinity secondary active nitrite transmembrane transporter activity. Lineage: Eukaryota; Apicomplexa; Aconoidasida; Piroplasmida; Theileriidae. Bases 1 to 864 code for a protein of 287 amino acids.